This is a messenger RNA of Penicilliopsis zonata CBS 506.65, 2061 nucleotides long. RefSeq lists its product as hypothetical. Gene Ontology annotation, biological process: SCF-dependent proteasomal ubiquitin-dependent protein catabolic process. The coding region runs from base 65 to 1939 and encodes 624 amino acids. Gene Ontology annotation, cellular component: SCF ubiquitin ligase complex. Lineage: Eukaryota; Fungi; Ascomycota; Eurotiomycetes; Eurotiales; Aspergillaceae. The transcript has 5 exons. The record is from RefSeq and is a predicted model, not a curated record.
CAACGGUCGACCUUCUUGUCUUCUCCUCCUCCAACACCUCGUUCUGGGUGAUAACUCGGUAAAGAUGGCGUUCAGAAGGCAGGCAGGCAACCAGAUCAGAGGCCCGCACUCUGCACUGACUGAUUUUCUGGCUUCCAACAACAUCUCCGCGGCUCAGAUCAAUGAAGACUACCAGCAAAGACUACGAGAAGCCGAAGAGCAGCAAGAGCAAGAUACACCUGGGGUUGAGGAAAAUAAUGGAAAUGAGCGUACCGAGACGACCUCAGAGACACCUGAACAGAGGAAGAAGAGAAAGAGAAAAGAAGCCGUUGCGCUGGCAAAGAUCAAGCAGAGCAAAGAAUUUGCUCGCCGCAAGGCGCGACGCAUCGGAGACCUUGAUGAUGAUGAUGAUGAUGACGAUGACGAUGACGAGCUUGCACGAGAUAUGAUGUAUGAGAAAAGUCGACCCAUGCCAGGGCAGUUGGAGAACUGUGAGAUUUGUAGCAAGCGUUUCACUGUCACGGCAUACAGCAAGACUGGUCCGAACGGAGGCCUUCUCUGCGGCAAGUGCUCCAAAGAAAUCAACGACGAAGAGAAGAAAUCAAAGCAGAAGAAGCGGGGUCCUAAAAUCGGCCGUCGUCAGAACCAAAGCAAUUUGCUUGACGGACUUGUCACUCAGGGAGCAUUAAGUCUAGUCGAAAUGUGUACCAAGGUGAGAUCGAAGAUGAAUCGGGCUAUGCUGCCGUGGCUAAAGCAUGCUGAUUUUUUUUCCCCUCAGAAAGUUGCAGAUAACAUCAAUGACGUCGAAGAGUUUGGCGAUCUUCCACCACUGCUGCUUCAUCGCCUGAGCCAGAUUCUGUCAAAGAGACGUGUGAUAACCCCGAGAACGUUGAAUCUCUUCUUGCGACCCGAGCUAGAUUCCAUCGACAUUUAUGACUGUGCAAAACUCGAGACGGAUGACUUUGGAAAGAUCUUCUCAUUCAUGCCGUCUGUGACCAAUGUCAAUCUUCGCUUCGCCGGACAAAUGAAAGACGCGGUCGUCGACUACAUGGUGGACCACAACCUGAAGAUCAAGAAAUUGUACUUGGACGCCGCAAAUCUUGUAUCAGAUGACUGCUGGCGCCGCCUCUUCAACAAGCUUGGGCCGCAGUUUGAGAGUCUCAAAUUGUCGAACCUCGAUGCUUCCUUUGACGAUGAGACCGUGAAGGAGCUGUGCAAGUCCUGCACAUCACUUCGGCGCUUGAAGCUGAAACAUUGCUGGAAGACUAGCGACGAGUCGCUUAUUGCGAUCUCCAAGCUGCCGAUGCUGGAGCACCUGUCACUCAAUUUCAUCCAAAAGACCCAUGCAGAAGACAUUGUCGGGCUUGUUCAGAGCCUUGGUCCUGGAUUGCGCACCUUAUCGCUGGAAGGAUUUGACGAUGCAGACGAUGAAGUUCUCGAGAAGAUCCACGAUAACUGUUCCAUGCUGACCAAACUACGGAUCAUCGACAAUUCUCUACUCACGGACGCGGGGUUUGCGGGAUUGUUCACCAACUGGUCGAACUGUCGACUUGAAUACGUGGAUCUCUCCUCUACGCGCGACGUCGACAAAACACUCCCGGAUGGACCGGAGGAGGCCAUGGGUCUUGCCUCGAAGGGGUUCGUCAGUCUCAUGCAGCACUCCGGGUCUGCGAUCCGCACCCUCAAGAUCGCGUCGUGUCGCCACAUCUCGUACGCUGCCUUUGAACAAGUGUUUUCGCCGGACAAACAGUAUCCUCACCUGAAGGAACUGGACAUCUCCUUCCUCACCUUUGUGGACGACCAUCUGGUCCACUGUAUCUUCCACAGCUGCCCGGCUCUGAAGAAACUCAUUGCGUUUGCCUGCUUCAGCGUCCACGACGUGCGUGUGCCCAAGGGGGUCGCUCUGAUCGGCGGGUUGAAAGCGCAGGGGCCCAUCGUUCUCGAAGGGGUCCAUGACUGAAAAAUAAAUCCAAAAAGAUAGAUACUUCUCCACAUAAACCCAAUGAACAUUGAACAGAAACACUUUCUUUCUAUUCCGUACUCUGUACUCUGUAAUCUUUCGACUGAGUAGUAGGUCAUACU